GCAGAGGGUCAUUCAUUCACAGGUCUGCAAAAUGGCUUACAACGUAUUACCCUCCACAGUCAAUGCCCCGCGGGAAAAUUAUAUCCACAACCCAGCAGCCAUCUUUCCACUGCUACAGAUACCUAAGGUUGACCUCUGCGUCCUCAAUAGUGAACCAUCAUCACCUGAAGCCACUCAGGAGCUCAAGAUUCUCCGGUUUGCUUUGACCGUGUGCGGUUUCUUUCAGAAGUUCAACUGUGAUGUAUUGUUUUCUCAGGUUGUUAAUCACGGAAUAGAUAUUUCACCCCUUGAGGAAUUGUAUGAUGUUACUAAACGAUUUUUUUUACUUCCACCGGAAGAGAAGCACAAAUAUUCACGACCAGCUGGUGAUCUUGAUCUUGCUGGUUUUGGAAAUGAUCAAAUUCUCACUCAACAUCAGACCCUUGAUUGGAAUGACGUGUUGUAUCUCGAUUUGUAUCCUGAAGAUCAAAGGACACUAAAAUUGUGGCCUGACAAUCCUAACGACUUCAGGAAAGUUUUGCUCGAGUGUAGGGCGAAGUUACAAAAAUUAAAUGAGCUCAUCCUCAAGGCCAUGGCAAAAUCGCUCAACUUGGAAGACAAUACCUUUCUGAGGCAAUAUGGAGAAAGCCCAAGGGUGCUAUCAAGAUUUAACUCUCAUCAUCCGUGUUCAGGAUCAGGACCCCAAGUUGAAGCCAAACCGCAUUCGGAUGCAUCGGCAUUGACUUUUUUCUUACAAGACAAACCAGUGGAAGCCUUUCAAGUCCUAAGAGGUGAUAAAUGGUUCAGACUUCCUGCCAUUGCUCAUCCUGCUAUUCUUGUUAUGCCUGGGGACCAAGCUGAGAUAAUGACUAAUGGCCUAUUCAAGAGCCUGUUGCAUAGGUUUGUGGCAAACUCAGAAAGAGAGAGGAUCAGCAUAUCCAUUUUCUUUAUCCCUGAUAAGGAAAAUGUGAUUGAACCAGCAGAAGGACUUGUUGAUGAAAAAAGGCCAAGUUUAUAUAGACCAGUUGUAGAUUAUGUUGGUGCCUUUUACCCUGAGCAUCGUGAAGGGAACAGAGUGAUUGAUGCGCUGAAAAAAUGAGUUUCCUGCUCAUAUUUUAAAUUUGCUGGUUCCAUACGAGUAAAAUAUUGCUAUGUGAUAUAUGAGCAAGCCUAUAAUAUCAUUAUAGCUUGCGCUCAUGAUUUCAACUCUCAGCUUUCAUAACCAUUCUCAGCUUUCAUAACCAUUUACGGAAGUUGGUAUUUGCAGAUUAGUUAUACUUAUUUUGCCAAUUUAGCUCAAUUAUUUCCCUAUGAAUGAUUUGGAGAAAGGUGUUUUACAUCCUCCAACUUGGUGGUACA
Coffea arabica (coffee) is the source of this 1338-nucleotide messenger RNA. Lineage: Eukaryota; Viridiplantae; Streptophyta; Magnoliopsida; Gentianales; Rubiaceae. The record is from RefSeq and is a predicted model, not a curated record.